Molecule: messenger RNA, 405 nt
Organism: Triticum turgidum subsp. durum (durum wheat)
Lineage: Eukaryota; Viridiplantae; Streptophyta; Magnoliopsida; Poales; Poaceae
Source: the annotation of a GenBank genome assembly
AUGGGGCGGGGCAAGGGACCAUCAGCAGGCUCGACAGCAGUGAUAAGGACGGCCUCGUCGCCGUUGAGAGAGGGAGGAGGGGUGUGGAUGGGGUUGGAAUCCAUGGAAGCGGUAGGGGGAUCAUGCGACGAAAAAUGCUCGUCGGCGUCGAGCCGGAGCGGCAAGGCGCUGGUGUACGUGCCGGCGAACGAGACGAUGCGAUCGCUGGAGGCGCUGGAGCGGCGGCUGGGGUCGCUGGGCUGGGAGCGCUACUACGAGAACCGAGACCUCGUGCAGCUCCACCGGCGCGACGGCGGCGUCGACCUCAUCGCCCUCCCGCGAGACUUUGCGAGGUUCCGCUCCACCCACAUGUACGACGUCGUCGUCAAGAACCGACACCACUUCAAGGUCGUCGACAUCGUCUGA